Ricinus communis (castor bean) is the source of this 4283-nucleotide messenger RNA. Its product is annotated as RNA polymerase II C-terminal domain phosphatase-like 1. Gene Ontology annotation, molecular function: RNA polymerase II CTD heptapeptide repeat phosphatase activity. Bases 497 to 3433 code for a protein of 978 amino acids. NCBI's taxonomy places the organism in Eukaryota, Viridiplantae, Streptophyta, Magnoliopsida, Malpighiales, Euphorbiaceae. The record is from RefSeq and is a predicted model, not a curated record. The transcript has 17 exons.
AAUAUAUUACAUUUACGCACUGGAGUACUAUUUUUGAUCUUUCGCAAUCUGGAUCUAGGGUUUGCCCUUUUUCGAGACUCGUUCCAUACCAUCAUCAUCUUAAAAAAAGAAAAAAGAAAAAAAUCAAAUCCAAUUGAAAAAAAACCCUAGCAUCAUCCCCUUCCAUUAUAUACUUGACUGGUUUUAAUUUCUAUUUUUCAAUUCAAUCAAUCACAGAACAUCACUUCUCCUAUCGAUCUUUUAUUGAAGCAAAAUUGGAUGUUUUUGGAUCAUCGCAAAUACAGAUCUAUUAGAUCUUAAAAUCUGAGCAAUCAAAGUUCCCUAAUUUUGGAUUUUUGUUUUUUUCUUUAUAUUUCUCAGACAAAUCGGAUUAUUAUCUAAAUCUGAUGAUGACGGAAACCUAAAUACUACCGGAGCUUUCGAUUUUGAUAUUUUUUGAAGAAAAAGUUGAUUUUAGGGUUUUGAUUUUGAUUAUAUAAAAUUUUUGCUGGUAAAGAUGUAUAAAUCGGUGGUGUAUAAAGGAGAUGAAUUACUGGGAGAAGUAGAAAUAUAUGCACAACAAGAACAAAAGCUACAACAACAAGAGGAAUUGCAAGAACAAGAACAAGAACUGAAGAAGAAGAGAGUGAUAGAUGAGAUAUUGAAAGGAAUCAGAAUAAGCCACUUCUCGCAAGCAAGUGAGAGGUGUCCGCCACUGGCAGUGCUACAUACUAUAACUACAAAUGGGAUAUGCUUCAAAAUGGAGUCCAAGAAUUCAGUCUCUCUUGACACGCCGCUUCAUCUUUUGCACUCCUCCUGUAUUCAAGAAAGCAAGACUGCAGUAGUGCUGCUACAAGGAGGGGAGGAGCUUCAUUUAGUGGCAAUGUUUUCUAGAAAUGAUGAAAGGCAAUAUCCAUGUUUCUGGGCUUUCAAUAUCUCAUCUGGGCUUUACGAUUCUUGUCUUGUUAUGCUGAACCUUAGAUGUCUUGGCAUUGUAUUUGAUCUUGAUGAGACCCUCAUUGUUGCAAACACAAUGCGUUCAUUUGAAGAUAGAAUAGAGGCUUUGCAACGGAAAAUAAGCACUGAGUUGGACCCACAGCGUAUUUCCGGUAUGCUGUCAGAGGUCAAGCGUUAUCAGGAUGACAAGACCAUUUUGAAGCAAUAUGUGGACAAUGAUCAGGUUGUUGAAAAUGGAAGAGUGAUCAAAACUCAGUUUGAGGUUGUUCCAGCCUUGUCUGACAAUCAUCAAACUAUAGUGCGCCCUUUGAUACGGCUACAAGAGAGGAAUAUUAUUUUGACACGCAUCAAUCCGCAGAUUCGUGAUACAAGUGUUCUUGUGAGGUUGAGACCUGCGUGGGAAGAAUUAAGAAGCUACUUGACUGCUAGAGGGCGCAAGCGUUUUGAGGUUUAUGUUUGUACAAUGGCAGAAAGAGAUUAUGCUUUAGAAAUGUGGAGGCUUCUUGAUCCCGAGUCAAAUUUGAUAAACUCAAAAGAAUUGUUAGACCGGAUUGUGUGCGUCAAGUCUGGUUUAAGGAAGUCAUUGUUCAACGUUUUUCAAGAUGGAAUUUGUCAUCCUAAGAUGGCAUUAGUGAUUGAUGAUCGCUUAAAAGUGUGGGAUGAGAAGGAUCAACCUCGAGUGCAUGUUGUUCCUGCUUUUGCUCCAUAUUAUGCUCCACAAGCUGAAGCAAAUAAUGCUGUUCCGGUUUUGUGUGUUGCAAGAAAUGUUGCCUGCAAUGUCAGAGGUGGUUUCUUCAAAGAAUUUGAUGAGGGGCUUCUGCAAAGGAUACCUGAGAUUUCAUUUGAAGAUGAUAUGAAUGACAUUCCUUCUCCUCCUGAUGUGAGCAACUAUCUAGUUCCAGAGGAUGAUGCUUUUACUUCAAAUGGAAAUAGAGAUCCUCUUUCUUUUGAUGGCAUGGCAGAUGCUGAGGUUGAAAAACGACUAAAGGAAGCAAUAUCCAUUUCUUCAGCUUUCCCUUCAACAGUUGCUAAUUUAGAUGCAAGGCUUGUUCCUCCACUUCAGUAUACUAUGGCAUCUUCAAGUUCUAUUCCAGUGCCAACAUCGCAACCGGCAGUGGUGACAUUUCCAAGCAUGCAGCUCCCUCAGGCAGCUCCAUUAGUGAAACCAUUAGGUCAGGUUGUUCCUUCAGAACCAAGCUUACAAAGUUCUCCUGCUAGAGAAGAGGGUGAGGUGCCAGAAUCAGAGUUAGAUCCUGAUACAAGAAGGCGGCUUCUUAUAUUGCAACAUGGGCAAGAUCUAAGAGAUCCUGCACCGAGUGAAUCACCAUUUCCUGUUAGACCUUCAAAUUCAAUGCAAGUUUCAGUUCCACGUGUGCAGUCUCGUGGAAACUGGGUUCCCGUGGAGGAAGAAAUGAGUCCUAGGCAACUGAACCGAGCAGUAACCAGAGAAUUUCCAAUGGAUACAGAACCAAUGCACAUUGACAAGCACCGACCUCAUCAUCCAUCCUUUUUCCCUAAGGUUGAGAGUUCUAUUCCAUCUGAGAGAAUGCCUCAUGAGAACCAAAGAUUGCCAAAAGUGGCACCAUACAAAGAUGAUCGGUUGAGGUUAAACCAAACAAUGUCCAAUUAUCAGUCUCUCUCAGGAGAGGAAAAUUCAUUGAGCCGAUCAUCUUCCAGCAACAGAGAUCUCGACGUUGAAUCUGAUCGAGCUGUUUCAAGUGCGGAAACUCCAGUUCGGGUGUUACAUGAAAUUUCAAUGAAGUGUGGAGCAAAGGUGGAAUUCAAGCAUUCAUUGGUUAAUAGCAGAGAUCUGCAAUUCUCUGUUGAGGCUUGGUUUGCAGGAGAGAGAGUUGGUGAAGGAUUUGGUAGAACGAGAAGGGAAGCCCAAAGUGUUGCGGCUGAAGCUUCUAUAAAAAACUUGGCUAACAUAUAUAUAUCGCGUGCUAAGCCCGAUAAUGGGGCUCUACAUGGGGAUGCAAGUAAAUAUUCAAGUGCGAAUGAUAAUGGUUUUCUGGGUCAUGUUAAUUCUUUUGGAAGUCAGCCAUUACCCAAAGAUGAGAUUCUCUCAUAUUCAGAUUCCUCGGAGCAAUCCGGGCUUCUUGAUCCAAGGCUGGAAAGCUCUAAGAAAUCAAUGAGUUCAGUUAACGCACUCAAGGAAUUUUGCAUGAUGGAGGGGCUUGGUGUAAAUUUUCUGGCACAGACACCACUUUCAUCUAAUUCAGUCCAGAAUGCUGAAGUACAUGCUCAGGUUGAAAUUGAUGGACAGGUUAUGGGGAAGGGGAUUGGCUCAACAUUUGAUGAGGCUAAGAUGCAGGCUGCUGAGAAAGCCCUUGGAAGCCUGAGAACGACAUUUGGUCGAUUUCCACCUAAACGACAGGGUUCUCCAAGGCCAGUGCCAGGGAUGCCAAAUAAACAUCUAAAGCCAGAGUUUCCACGAGUUCUGCAGCGGAUGCCUUCUUCUGCUAGGUACCCCAAGAAUGCUCCUCCUGUUCCUUGACAUACAACCUAUUCUAUUCCACUUUGAUGUAGAGGACUGCAGUCUGUUUGGAUCCUGGACCUGCCGUUUAGCCAUUGAUACUUCUUUAAUCUACGCCAGAUGAAGCCAAGUGGAAGUUCAACAUUUCUGCUAUUAUUGCAGAUUGUUCUCAGCGACUCUUAUUCUGUGAUGUUCAAUUUUCUGGAUCUCAAGAGACUUUUAUCUCGCCUUUUUGAAUGCCUGUGACACGAUCCCUGUGUCAGAUCAGGCAUGCUAGAAGCUUGACAUGGCAAAGAAAAGUGAAGAUGACGAUGUGGUUGUAUAUCCCAAUUUGGUUUAUAUGGUGGCUGCUGUCAGUGCCUCCGGAUGCUCUACUUGGUUCAAAUUGUCCAUGGUGUUUCAUAAGAGUUUUAAGCAGAAGCAGGAAUGGUGUUCUGAUGAAGAGCAGCUUCUGGCUUGUAAUCUCAGGGUCCCUGCAUAUACUAACAAUUGACGGUGUUAUAGUAAGCUAAUCAACCAGUUCCUUUUGGCAUUGUCCCCCUGACAAGGUGAAGCGGCUUAUUGACUUUUGACAAAAUCCAAUGUAGUAGAGUUUCUCACUUCAAUAUAUAUAUAUAUAUAUAUGUGAGUAGAAAGUCUUGAGCCGAAUUGCAGAUUUUUCAUCUUUUGUUGAAGUAGGGAUGUGUUUUUUGGUCGCCCUUGAGGGGGAAAGUAUUAACAAAAAGAAGAAACAAACUCCCCUGUUAUUUUAGGAAGAGGAGAAUUGAGCAGCAGGGGAGGGUGUUGUUACUUGACUUGAGCAUUGUACAUGGAUGUGUAACUCUUUGCUGUUUAAUCUUAUUGGUGUGAAUGAGGUGCAAUAUUAUGGUCA